GUACCCACCCCGCUCGCUCGCUCGGCCCUUUCUGCACUGUCAUCUGUCCCGGUGAGGCUCAACUCCGGAGUGGGGCCAUCCGAAACGCUCCGGACCACAAGCCGGACUCCACCCAGCAGGGAGGGAAAGGAGACAGAUUGGGCAGAAUCCCAGGCCUCACCACCAGCAGCGGAGUUCGAAGCCCAAAUGGGCAACGUGCAGGAGCGCCCAUCGGAGACCAUUGACCGGGAACGGAAACGGCUGGUAGAGACAUUGCAGGCUGACUCUGGGCUGCUGCUGGAUGCGCUGGUGGCCCGGGGCGUCCUCACUGGGCCCGAGUACGAAGCCUUGGAUGCGCUGCCCGAUGCAGAGCGCAGGGUGCGCCGCCUACUGCUGUUGGUGCAGAGCAAGGGCGAGGCAGCCUGCCAGGAGUUACUGCGCUGUGCCCAGCAAACAGUGCGCAUGCCAGACCCGGCCUGGGAUUGGCAGCACGUGGGGCCCGGUUACCGGAACCGCAGCUAUGACUCUUCAUGCCCAGGCCACUGGACGCCAGAAGCACCCAGUUCAGGGACCACAUGUCCUGGGCUGCCAAGAGCGUCAGAGCAAGAGGAGGUUGGAGGUCCUGAGGGCUCUGAGGCACUGCAGCCUGGAACUCCAGAGGAGCCAGAACUAGAAGCUGAAGCUACUGAAGGGGAUGAGCCAGACCGGGAACAAGAAAUGGAUCCAGAACAAGAGCCGGAGCCGGAGCCGGAGCCGGAGCCCGAGCCGGAGCUGGAGCUGGAGCCGGAGCCCGAGCCCGACCUCCAAGAAGAGGAUGAAUCUGAAGAUUCCUGAAGGCCAGAAUCCUUAGCUGUCCAAUCCUAUUUAUGCUGAAUAAGACCUGGAAACCUGCCAGAGCUUGACCCCAUCGAUGCACCGAGACACCUACUGCCAAUUGAAUAAACUUGGGAGGGUCAGUCUGGACCUGACUCUCCACAACUCUGGCUCUUUGCUCAAGAACAGAGGGUGAGCGUGGGUCUGAAUCCCACUGACCUGAGCAGGCUUGUGUGAAAAUACCCCCAUCCCCUCAAAAACAUUCCACUCCCCAAAGAGCCCAAGCUGUAAUUCUGGAGAUCUCAGAUGCAGGCCCCUAAAUCUGACCCUCCCCCACCGCCUUUAUUUCCUCAGGGGCCAUUUGGGAGGCCGAGUGGGCAACACUUCUAAUCCAUGGAAAUCACUCGGCUUGGUGUACCAAGCAAGUGAAGGGGGAUGUCCAUCCACACAUGGAGAGAAGUCUUGGCACUCACAGUCUUGCAGGGAGGACCAGAGAGGAAACUUGAGUAGACAGAAGCCACACACAUCAUUGUAACUGCUGUUUAAUUGUCUGGCUUUCCUCUGAACUGGGAGCUCAGUGAGGGGCGUGGGGUCUAACCAGUCACAGACAUACACAAGGAGCUCUGUACAUAUCUACUAAGCAAACGAAUACAAACUUCCCAGCUGUGUUUCCAAGCUUCACAGAUGGAAAAAUUAACUGAAAAGCCAGGGUUAGGACAGUACUAGUUCACUCUCCCACGGCUGAGUCUGAAGUGAAAUGAAAGCCUUAGCCAGCUCUGUACUAAUCCUGGCCUGAACGUGAGAUAACAAACCCUAGGGCCUGCCCUGUAGGUUUGAUUGUGGUUGCUCCCGCCUGUCCUAACCACUGCCAGAGACCCAGCUGUGAGGCUGUGGUCAAAGACAGGCACAACCAAGACUAAUGUGGGGACUGGGGGUGGGGCCAGGUGCUGGACUCACAAGACACAGAGACGCAGGGUGUCUGUGUGUGUGAUAAGAAAGGGGGUCUAGGGGGCUGGAGAGA
Molecule: messenger RNA, 1813 nt
Organism: Mus caroli (Ryukyu mouse)
Lineage: Eukaryota; Metazoa; Chordata; Mammalia; Rodentia; Muridae
Gene: Nol3
Product: nucleolar protein 3
Biological process (GO): negative regulation of release of cytochrome c from mitochondria; negative regulation of intrinsic apoptotic signaling pathway; negative regulation of extrinsic apoptotic signaling pathway
Cellular component (GO): mitochondrion
Molecular function (GO): death effector domain binding; caspase binding; cysteine-type endopeptidase inhibitor activity involved in apoptotic process
Source: RefSeq, a predicted model, not a curated record